AUGGCGCAGCUUUGGGAGGUGGUGGGGGGUGUGGACAAGGGCGGCAUCUUGGUGCGCUCCGGGCAGCUGCUGUCCUCUCCAGAGGAGACCUCCCGGCUCUCCACCGGCGCGUUGAUCCGCCAGGAGGAGCUGGUGGGGGAGCGCCUGCGGUACACGCGGCUCAGUGGCUCAGGGCCUCUGACAGGUUGGGUAAGCCUCAAAGUCAAGGACAAGCCCAUGGUCGCAAAAACCGACCGCACGCCGCCUGCGGAGCCAGCGCCAGCGGCGCCAGCAGCGCCAGCGGUGCCGCCGGCCAAAGAGCCAGCGCCCAAAGAGUCGGCGCCGGAGGAGGAGGAGGAGCAGGAGGGUGCGCCGGAGGCUGAGGCUGACCAAAGAGCAGCAGCAGACCACGCGCCGGUGGGGGACGUGACCUUCGAUGAUGAGGAGGAUGGCGAGGGUGAAGCAGCAGCACCAGAGCCGGUGGCGGAGGCUGCCCCCGAGCCGAAGGCUCCAAAGGAGCCGGCCGCGCCCGGAGAGAUCGCCGUUGGCUGCCAGGUAGAGAUCAGCGGUCUCAAGAGCAAGCCGGAGCUGAAUGGCAAGCGUGCCACGGUGAUGCUCAAGGAUGAGGCUGCCGGCCGCUUUGAGGUGAGGAUAGAUGGUCCAGCAGACGACCGCAUCCGAUGCAAGCCCGAGAACCUCACAGUGGUGGUGGCCAAAACCAGCCCUCAGAAGUCUCAGGGUGAUGCUAACUUCAAGGAGGGGCGCCUGGAGCAGGCCAUCGCCUGCUAUCGCCAAGCCUUGGAGGAGGCAAAGGGCGACGACGAGUUCUCGGCGACGAUCCAAUCCAACAUCGCAGCCGCCUAUGCCAAGAAGGGGGACCAUCACAAGGCCCUGGAGGCCGCCAACGAGGCCGUGCGGCUUCGACCAGAUUGGGCAAAGGCGCACAGCCGCAAGGGAUUGAGCUUGCUGAGCCUGGGACGAUUUGCCGAUGCACAGGCCAGCUACAUCCUUGCGGUGAAGAACGACCCGGUCACGGAUGGGUAUCUGGCCGGCCUGGGCCAAGCAACGGAGAAGUUGAUGCAAGGCAAGUCUGCCAGCGACCGGCAGGCGGAGGCUGAAGCCAAGAAGGCCAAGGGAAAUGACGCCCUGAAAGCUGGGCAGCUGCCCUUGGCCAUCGCUUGCUAUACCAUGGCCAUCUCAGUGGUGAAGCCGCUGAUUGAAAGCGCGAAUCUGAAGCAGACAGCGGCGGUGUACUCAUCGAACCGCUCCGCCGCCUUCGCCAAGCUGAAGCACUGGCACUUUUCGCUGGGAGAUGCCCAGGAGGCGGCCCGCCUCAGCCCGCAGUGGUACAAGGCCCAGCUGCGUGUCGCCACAGCGUACUUGGGGCAGGGCCAUGCAGAGCAUGCCUACAAGACUUACCUCUUUGCCAGCGACCUGCCACAGGGCCUCGCGGAGGCCAUGAAGGAGAAUGCCAGCAUGCCCUGUGGCAGAUCCCGCGCCUGGAGUCGCCGCUGGCGAAGCAGCGGCUCACAAGAUUCGACCAGGACAAGAGCAAGCCGAAGGGCUGGUGCCGCAUUUUCGCAAUUUCUGAUGUGCACAUAG
Messenger RNA from Effrenium voratum, 1581 nucleotides. The record is from the annotation of a GenBank genome assembly. Lineage: Eukaryota; Dinophyceae; Suessiales; Symbiodiniaceae.